Molecule: messenger RNA, 1296 nt
Organism: Alternaria postmessia
Lineage: Eukaryota; Fungi; Ascomycota; Dothideomycetes; Pleosporales; Pleosporaceae
Exons: 2
Coding region: 1-1296 (431 amino acids)
Biological process (GO): rRNA base methylation
Cellular component (GO): nucleus
Molecular function (GO): 23S rRNA (adenine(1618)-N(6))-methyltransferase activity
Source: RefSeq, a predicted model, not a curated record
AUGUCAGAAGACGGCAUGAACCUCGCACAGCGCCCGCCAUACGUCACCGUCGACUUCAAGGCCCUCGCGAAGAGCGAUAAAGACUUCAAACAACUAUGGCAGCGCACGUCGGGUAAACUAGAUUUCCAAGAUCCCAGUACUACCCAGGCCCUCUCCAAAGCGAUUCUAAGAGUAGACUUCGGUCUUGAACUUGACGUGCCAGAUGAUCGCCUGUGUCCACCAAUCCCCAAUCGCUGGAACUAUGUGGCCUGGCUGCAAGGUCUAAUCGACUCCACAUCGCCAGACUACUCCAGCAGAUAUGAUCCAAAUCGCCAGGUUCAGGGCUUGGAUAUCGGUACUGGAGCAUCCGCCAUAUAUACCUUGCUGUGCCUAAGAUCGCGUCCAAACUGGUCAAUGUGCGCUACAGAUAUCGACAAGAAGAGCUUUGACUCCGCAGCCCGCAACCUUGCUCUCAACAAUCUUAUGACGCGUACCAAGUUGCUCCAAACCACGGAGCUAAACCCUCUUGUCCCUCUCGCAGCCCUCGGGGUUGAUCGUCUCGAUUUUACCAUCUGCAACCCACCCUUCUUUAACGAUGUGUCCGAUAUGCAGUCCAGCUUGAAGGGUGAGGGAAAGAGCUGGAAGCCCAACGCCGUAUGUACAGGCUCAGAGAACGAAAUGGUAUGUCUCGGUGGUGAUCUUGGCUUCGUGACGAAGAUUGUCAACGAGAGUCUUGUCCUCAGGGAAAAGGUGCAGUGGUAUACUAGUAUGUUCGGCAAAAUGGAAAGCGCAAAGGCCAUCAUCAACCUCUUGAAGAAGCACGGCAUCACAAAUUGGGCGGUUGGUGAUAUCGAUGUUGGGUCCAGCACCAAGCGAUGGAUUGUCGCGUGGAGCUUCGGAGACCUCAGGCCACGAAAUAGCCACGCACGAAUCGAAAAGAUGGCCAAUGAGUUCCUACCGUUCCCAACAUCUUAUCCCAUCGCACUACCACCUUCAGUCGAGCCGCAGACAGCCAAAGACGCUAUCAACACCCAGCUUUCAUCGCUCGAUCUAACCUGGACGUGGGACGCUGUUACUUCGACUGGCAUCGGCGAAGCUAGUCAAAACGUGUGGAGUCGCUCAUAUCGCCGCGCAUACGAACGUAAUCAAAGAGAAGGUCUCGUUGACAUGAAGCAAGAUCGAAAGAUUGAGCUAGCAUUUCGUAUUCGGGUCGUGGACUUGGCACGUGAGGUCGUCGUUGAGUGGUUAAGAGGCACGGAUCAGGUGUUGUGGGAGAGCUUGUGUGGGCUCAUACACCGACAUUUCAAGAAGACUUGA